UCGGAAACCAGGGACGCUUUUGGUUUUGAAUUUAGUCCGAAAUCCCUCGAUUAGAGAUACAAAAAAUAACCAAGAAAUGGUCUGAGCUAGAAGCAUUAGCAUGAUUAGUAUGACUACUCUUAGCGAAGAUAUAGAUUAUUUAGCUGUUGAGACUCAGUCGGAAAGUAAUGACGGGAGAGCUAGUGCAGCGACCUGGGAACAUGAAGAUUUAGCACAGGUGAAGAUAAGGGUGUUCCGAGGGCACACAGAUUCUGUGAAUUCCUGUAACUACAUCGACAAUGACACAAAAAUCCUGUCUGGGUCCUCAGACAAGUCGUCUCGUAUCUGGGACAUUGACACGGGGGAGUUAAAGCACCACUACACAGGGGGUCAUGAAGGGGCGAUCUCUGAGACUAGCAUCAAUGACAACAGUCGAAGGUUUGUGAGCUGUGGAUGGGAUAAGAAAGUCCAAGUUUGGGACGUAGAGACAGGAAAUAUUUUGUGGAUGGGGCGACAUGCUGGGAUUGUCACUUGCUGUAGGUUUUCUCACGACGGAAAACUCGUCAUCUCUGGCUCCGAUCUAGAUAACACACUGAAAAUCUGGGACGCUAACUCCGGAGAGCUCCUCCAGAACCUUCAAGACAUGCAUGAGAGCACCAUAACAAGUUGCGUAUUUGCUCCGGCGGAUGACAAAGUUGUAACAACUUCUAUGGACAGAACCUCCAAGUUUUACGAUCUCCGGUCAAACAAAGUCACCAUUCAGUUGGAAGGACAUGUCAACAUAAUUGCGGAUUGUGACAUCUCUUUUGAUGAGAGAAAGUUUGCUACAGCUUCCUGGGACAAAACCGUAAAGAUCUGGGAUGUGGCUACAGGAGCAUACAGGACCAGCGGCCCGGGCUGUCUCCAGGGAUCACACGAGGGCACGGUCAGCUGUUGUCAGUUCAGCCGGGACGGGCUUAUGCUGGUGUCUGGUUCCUAUGACAACACGGUAGUGGUCUGGGAUGUGGAUAAUGAAAUGCAAAAACUUCAGCUACAGGGUCAUGAUGAUUGGGUGAAUGAUGUGUGCUUUAGCACAGACCAAAAUAACAUCCUGUCUGCCUCCAAAGAUUGUACAAUCCGUAUGUGGAAUGUCCAGGAUACUGAAAAAAUUCCAGUCGUCCUGGAAAGGAAGAAAGCAAUGGGACUAAGUAUUAUGAAGUGUUCAAACUGUGGAAAGCCAUUUUCAAUUUCUCAGAUGGACAGUUUCCGUGACAACACUAUUUGUGUUUUUUGUCGUCUACAGAAUCGUGAGCAGGAAAUGAUAUCCAUCAUGAACUCUGUCAGAGUUGAUGAAGACUAACCCUCUGUGAUAUGAUAACUUUAUUUUCUUCAAUGUGUUACAUGUAUAUAAAAGUUAAUCUUUAAUAAAUUAUUGAACAGUCAGAUGAAAUAUU
This is a messenger RNA of Magallana angulata, 1412 nucleotides long. Its product is annotated as WD repeat-containing protein 88-like. NCBI's taxonomy places the organism in Eukaryota, Metazoa, Mollusca, Bivalvia, Ostreida, Ostreidae. The transcript is spliced from 11 exons. Gene Ontology annotation, molecular function: protein binding. The record is from RefSeq and is a predicted model, not a curated record. Bases 101 to 1318 code for a protein of 405 amino acids.